Molecule: messenger RNA, 591 nt
Organism: Hyaloperonospora brassicae
Lineage: Eukaryota; Oomycota; Peronosporomycetes; Peronosporales; Peronosporaceae
Source: the annotation of a GenBank genome assembly
AUGCGCGUAACCAGCUUUGCUGUCUUCUUCGUUGGCUUCCUCCACGGCGUAAACUGCGAAUCGUUUCCAGCGGCAGCUCUGAGCCACGCGAAAGUCUCGUCGCUUCGUGCGGUGGUGGGCGCUGACGAGUCGCGUACUCCCAUCAACGACUCAUCCGGAACCCGCCGUUUGGCACCAGUGCUGAUUGAUGGCCUAGCUAGCAAUGUUGAACGCUUCGUCGCGCAAGCAAAGCAACUAGAAGGAAACGAUGCUAAAGUGGUCGCCCAACUGAAGCAGCAACUAGGCGACCGUGGUGAAGGUGAUGACCGCCUCCUGCACUUUGAACAACUCUUCGAAGCAAGCGCCAACCCCGACCAUUACCGUGAGGCGCUAGGGCUUCCCCGGCAGUUGCUCAAGGAAAACUUCUUGAAGAUGGGUGUAGCCGAGCGUCUUGUGUAUUAUCUCAAGAAAUCGACAAACGCAAGCUUUAGAAAAGAAUGGGAAAGUCUACGUGUGUUUGAGGUGCUCCACGAGAAGUAUGUUGCUGCACAGAAAGACAUGCUCAAGGAGACAGAAUCUUUGGCUGAUCAGCCUCUUCCAUCGAUCAAUUGA